Messenger RNA from Achroia grisella, 3315 nucleotides. It is a transcript of the gene Tl, whose product is annotated as protein toll. Gene Ontology annotation, molecular function: protein binding; transmembrane signaling receptor activity. Gene Ontology annotation, biological process: immune response; toll-like receptor signaling pathway; inflammatory response. The transcript has 7 exons. The coding region runs from base 8 to 3046 and encodes 1012 amino acids. Lineage: Eukaryota; Metazoa; Arthropoda; Insecta; Lepidoptera; Pyralidae. Gene Ontology annotation, cellular component: membrane. The record is from RefSeq and is a predicted model, not a curated record.
CCCACCGAUGCGGUGGCCGUCGUCCGCCGCGCUGCUGGUGGCGCUGGUCACGGUGGUCGCGGUGGUCACUGUGACGGCGGCGUUCGACUGUCCGUCUGUGUGCACGUGCGGGUAUGCUGGUGACCAGCGGGAGUACGCGUGCGAGCUGCCGUCCGGGAAUGUGACCAUCACCGCGGUGGUCAACAGCCACGCAGACCUCACCUGCACAGGCGGCGUGCUGCGGUGCUCGGAGCUGCCCUUCAUAUCAGUGGCGAGGAAUGGCUCCCUCAGCAGCUUCAGCGUGUCGCAGUGCGAGCUGGCGGAGCCGAUGCGGUGCGUGCUGGCCGCGCUCGGGGCCUCGGACGCGGCCGGGCUCAUGGUGCGGGCCGCCACCAACGCGCUGCGGGCCCACCACGUGGCCGGGCUGGACGGGCUGCGCACUCUCAGGCUAGUCGACGCGGCUGCGCAGUCGUCCGUGCCGUACGACGUCCUCCGCUCGCUGCCGUCGCUCACCGACUUCCGCCUGCGCGGCGCGGAGCUGACGCUGUCGGCGGCGGGGUUCGGCGACGUGGGCCGCCUGCAGCACGUGGAGCUGUCCAGCGACCGCAUACUACACCUGCCGCCCGCCGCCUUCACUGGACUGGAACACCUGCCGCAGCUGCACCUCUGGGACAACCGAAUAGAGAGCUUCGACCCGGAAGCCUUCCGAGGUUUGGAGUCACUGGAACGUCUGGACUUGAGUCGCAACCGCCUGCGAGCGCUGCCCACCGGCGGCUUCAUGCACACGCCCAGACUGAAGCAGCUCACGUUCUUCGCCAACCCCCUGCAGGAGAUAGCGCCUGACGCCUUCACUGGACUCCAGUCGCUGGAGAAGCUGAUAUCGUUCGACAACCGCGCCGACCUCAAGCUCAGUCCCCGAGCACUCGCCAACCUUCCGGCGCUGGUGAGCGUCCGCCUCACCAAGUGCAGGAUCUACCACCUGUCCCCCGACACCUUCCACAACUCCUCCUCCAUCACGAGCCUCCAACUCGGCGGGAACAGCAUCAGCGACCUGCCCGCCGGACUGUUCAGGGACCAAUCCAAACUGGAGUCCCUGCUGCUGAAUGAUAAUAAGAUCCAGUCGCUGAGGCCCGACGUGUUCUGGCCUCUGAAGCAGUUGAAAGAGUUGAGUUUGGAUAAGAAUCUCAUUGAAGUUCUCCCGGGACAACUGUUCUCGGGACUGACGCGACUGAAAUCAAUCAGAAUGACGAGCAACAGACUGACACAGAUAGCCCCCGACGCGUUCAUAGACGCCAUCGCCCUGGAGGCCGUGCACCUCGCCAACAACUCGCUCACCCUGCGACCCCCGGGGCUGGAACCCGGCCACAACGUCUCCACCUACGAGGAGUUCGAGCAGCAGUCGCCGUUCAGUUCGCUGCUGCAGUUGAAGGAACUGGAUCUGAGCAGGAACGCCAUCUCGAUCAUAUUCAGCGACUGGAGGUUCGUGCUGCUCAAUCUGAAGAAGCUGAACUUGGCCUGGAACCGCAUCCGAGAACUGACCGGUGCUGACAUUCAGUUCCUGGGCUCCGAGGUGGUCAUAGACCUCCGUCACAACAACAUCACUACCGUGGAGGUGAUGGACAUGCCCUCUUACCUCGCGGCUACCACCACCUCCGUCACCGAGUCCAAAGUGCUGCUCGACGACAACCCGUUCAAUUGCGACUGCAACAUGUACUCCUUCAUCAGACGUCUGCGAGGUCUCUCCGCAGCGGUCACGGCGGAACCUACGUUCGUACCUGACGACGCUCGCUGCGCCGCCCCCGGCGCCCUCGAGGGUCGCUCCAUAGCCGCGCUGCAGCCGGACGUGCUCACUUGCGAGCUGCCGUCGGACCACUGUCCCGACGACUGCUCCUGCGACUUGCGACCGGCCGCGAGCUCGCUGGAGUUGAGCUGCCUCGCGCUGCCCGAGCUGCCGGACCCCGCCUCGUACGGGAUGGCGAGCACGCGGCUGCGACUGCUGCGGCCGCCGCCCGACCUGUCCGCCCUGUCCGCCCUGCCGCACCACGUCACCGCCUUGAACCUCAGCGGCGCCGGCCUGACGCGCGCGCCCCCGGUGCCCUCCACCGUGAGGGAGCUGGACCUGUCCCGCAACCUGCUCGCGAGCGUGCCGCCGGACCUGCUGCGGGCCGACACCACGCUGCGGCUGGCCGACAACCCGCUCGGCUGCGACUGCGAGCACGCGGCCGAGCUGGCCGCGCUGCAGGCGGCGGCGGCGAGCGUGGCGGACGCGGCGCGCGUGCGGUGCGGCGGCGGCGGCGGGGAGUCCCCGUGGGCGGCGGACGCGCGGCGCGCGUGCGCGGUGCGGCGCGCGGCGGCGCUGGGCGGCGCGCUGGCGGCGCUGGGCGCGGCGCUGGCGCUGGCCGCCGCCGCCGCCUGCCGGUACGCGGACCGGCUCAAGGUGCUCGCGUACUCGCGCGGCUGGCUGCGCUGGAUGCUGCGCGAGGAGGACGCCGACCGCGACAAGGAGUACGACGCGUUCGUCUCGUUCUCCCACAAGGACGCGCGGUUCGUGGCCGAGCGCCUGGUGCCCGCGCUGGAGGGCGGCCCGCGCCCCCUGCGGCUGUGUCUGCACUACCGGGACUGGGUGGUGGGCGAGUGGAUCCCGGCGCAGAUCGCCAGCUCCGUGGAGAAGUCGCGCCGCACGAUCGUGGUGCUGUCCGAGCACUUCGUGGACUCGGUGUGGGGCAAGAUGGAGUUCCGGGUGGCGCACCAGAGCGCGCAGAAGGAGAAGCGCUCCAGGGUGGUGGUGGUGCUGCUGGAGGACGCGCCGCCCGCGGACCGGCUCGACGCCGAGCUGCGCGCCUACCUCGACACCAACACCUACGUCAAGUGGGGCGACCCCUGGUUCUGGGAGAAGAUGAACUACGCCCUGGCCGGGAGGAGGGUGGACGAGAAGGCGGCGAAGCGAGCCAGACUCGUCGGAGAGAAGAUCACCCGGGGAGGACUGAACGCGAGGAUCAACAGCGAGGGCAAGCUCGUCAACGACAACCAGACCGAGAACGUGACGGUCACACCGCCCUGCUUGUGAUCGUAACUUGAACUCUAUGCGGAUGUUAUUAGAUGCCGAUUCCCGUGUCACUCGAUUUUACUCACGACUUCACGAGGUGAGCGUGGAGUAGACGCGGAGGUUCGGGUAGUACAAAUGUUAAAGCAAUGUAGACUUUAUUUAUACAUUUUAAGUCAUAUAUUAGAACGAGUCAGUGGAUGUUGUAGCUGUGUUUAGGUUUCAUUGUUAUGCUUUAAAUACAUAUCGAUAUAACUUUGUAUGAGCCAAGACUUUACUAUAUUUAAUAGUUU